AUGCCGUCUUGCUGGCGAGAGACCUCUCCCUCCACGCGAGCAGCACGGACGUUCGGAAGACUGGCAGCCGGCAGCAUUGAGAAUGACUCUCUUCCUACCGCGUCAUCAUUCAGCAGCAGCAAGGUGUCUGGGGGGAGCCAGAACGGAACGGCCAACGUCUCGUACACGGAGUCCCUCCUCCUGGCCUUCGCAGGCUUUCAAGAGGCCAGAUACCUCCUUGCCAUUCCUUUCUCCUGCCUUCACGUCGUCAUUCUCGUGGGAAACUCCGUUCUAAUCUACACGGUGAAGGUGGAAGAGAGCAUCCACACCCCCGUGUGCUGCCUGAUUGCCUUGCUCUUCUCAGUUAACAUCUGUGGGACCACUGUUACCUUUCCUCAGAUGAUCCGCAGUUUCCUGCUUGGAGCCAGCCACAUCUCCCUGGCCUUGUGCCUCACUCAGACGUUCUUUCUCUGCUUCGUGCUCAUGCUAGAGUGCAACAUCCUUCUCAUCACGGCCUUGGACAGAUACGUGGCAAUCUGCCAUCCACUGUGCUGUGUGGACAUUGUGACGAAGAGGCUCCUAGUGGUGCUUAGCCUUGUGGGCCUUGCUCGCAGCAUGGCUGUCGUUAGCCCAGGGGUGAUCCUGGCUUCCCGGGUGAGGUUCUGCCAGUCCAACAUCAUCGGUCACUUUGUCUGUGAGCACAUGGCUCUGAUGAAACUGUCUUGCAGUGAUACUUCUAGAAAUAAAGUGGUAGGCCUGGUGGCAAGAUCUAUCACCGUUAUUUUUGACUUCAGUGUCCUCUUGGGCUCCUACAGCCGUAUCAUCCACGUGGCAUUGCGUAUAACAUCUGGCCAGCUCUGGCGCAAGGCCUUUCAUACCUGUGGCACCCACCUCAUGGUCAUCCUCAUAAUCUACUCUUGCAGUCUCAUCUCCUCCCUGGUGUACUGCCUGGCCAAGUCUGCCGGUCAGGAUGUCCACAACUUCAUCAGUGCAGUUUAUCUGUUCCUUCCAUGGAUUGUCAACCCCAUCAUUUAUGGUAUGAGAACUAAAGAAAUCAGGGACAACGUUCUUAAGGUCUUCUGGAGAAAGAUGCUCCUUUGA
Molecule: messenger RNA, 1080 nt
Organism: Candoia aspera
Lineage: Eukaryota; Metazoa; Chordata; Lepidosauria; Squamata; Candoiidae
Product: olfactory receptor 52K1-like
Exons: 2
Coding region: 1-1080 (359 amino acids)
Biological process (GO): G protein-coupled receptor signaling pathway
Cellular component (GO): plasma membrane
Molecular function (GO): G protein-coupled receptor activity; olfactory receptor activity
Source: RefSeq, a predicted model, not a curated record